AUGUCUCGAAGUAUCGACAAGUUUCCUGAGCCCAAGACCAAGAAACAGGUCAAGGUCAUUGUGGCAACGGCUAGCAGAACGGGAACGCUCAGCGUUUAUAGAGCAAUGAAGAUUUUGGGCUACAAGCCAUACCAUAUGGCUGAGGUGGUUCUGGAAGGCGGUGCGCCUCACAUGGAAGUUCUCACGGAGGCUAUCACGGCGCAGUAUAACCGAUUCUCGGGCAUCAAGCGGUACAACAGGCAAGACUUUGACAAGUGGCUUGCUGAGUAUGAUUGUCUCGUUGAAAUCCCCUACUUCAUGGGUCCUGAAGUCCUCGAAGCCUACGCCGACGACCCGAACGUCAAGUUUAUCCUUACGGACCGCGACCCUGACAAAUGGGUCACUUCUGUGAAUAAGACGGCUGGCGAACUUGUCUCCCAGAUGGAUCAGUUUCCGUUGAAUGUGCUGCAGUACUUCAACGGUGAUGUGCGCAAGUUUCUGAACCUCAACAAGGCCAUUUAUGGGGCGAUUGCGGAUGGAACCUCCCCCGGCGAUAAGGACAAUAGAGAAGCUAUGCGGAGGAAUUACGCUUCUUACAUCGAAAUGGCCAAGCGCAUCCUCCCCGCCGACCGCCUCCUCUACUUCCGUCUUGAAGACGGUCUUGGAUGGGAGCAAAUAUGUCCGUUCCUCGAGAUUCCUAUUCCUGAUGAGCCGUUCCCCAAACCGAACGAUCAGGAAAACUUCAAGAAGGAAGUUGGCGGGUGGAUGAACCCUCGCAUUCAGAGUGCGAUGCUGAAGCUGGGUGCUUUGGUUGUGCCUGCAGUGGGCAGUCUGGCGUAUUUCGGCAUCAAGUAUCGAUCUGCAUUUAAGUUAGGACUCUAA
This is a messenger RNA of Pochonia chlamydosporia 170, 861 nucleotides long. Its product is annotated as tubulin. The coding region runs from base 1 to 861 and encodes 286 amino acids. The record is from RefSeq and is a predicted model, not a curated record. NCBI's taxonomy places the organism in Eukaryota, Fungi, Ascomycota, Sordariomycetes, Hypocreales, Clavicipitaceae. The transcript is spliced from 4 exons.